GGCGGCUGGCGCGGCGGCCGGGCCGGAGCGGUGGGAGGCUGGGCUGGGCAGGGCGCAGGGGAGCCGGGCCGCCGCGUCUGUGGACUUCAGGGAGUGAGAGCCGUGCGGCACCAUGGUGCGCAUGAAUGUUCUAGCCGAUGCUCUCAAAAGCAUCAACAAUGCAGAGAAACGUGGGAAACGCCAAGUGCUCAUUAGGCCGUGCUCCAAAGUAAUCGUCCGGUUUUUAACUGUGAUGAUGAAGCACGGUUACAUUGGUGAAUUUGAGAUAAUUGAUGAUCACAGAGCUGGGAAGAUUGUUGUCAAUCUCACAGGCAGACUCAACAAGUGUGGUGUAAUCAGUCCCAGAUUUGAUGUUCAGCUGAAGGAUUUGGAAAAGUGGCAGAACAACCUACUGCCUUCACGUCAGUUUGGGUACAUUGUACUGACAACCUCAGCUGGCAUCAUGGACCAUGAGGAGGCUAGGCGAAAACACACAGGAGGCAAAAUCCUGGGAUUCUUUUUCUAAAACUUGUAAAAAAAGAGGAUACUAAUAAAUUGUUCAAAUGGA
Tyto alba (common barn owl) is the source of this 547-nucleotide messenger RNA. RefSeq names its product ribosomal protein S15a (gene RPS15A). Gene Ontology annotation, molecular function: structural constituent of ribosome. The transcript has 5 exons. Gene Ontology annotation, biological process: translation. Gene Ontology annotation, cellular component: ribosome; cytosolic small ribosomal subunit. NCBI's taxonomy places the organism in Eukaryota, Metazoa, Chordata, Aves, Strigiformes, Tytonidae. The coding region runs from base 113 to 505 and encodes 130 amino acids. The record is from RefSeq and is a predicted model, not a curated record.